Tupaia belangeri chinensis (Chinese tree shrew) is the source of this 1359-nucleotide messenger RNA. RefSeq names its product ferritin mitochondrial (gene FTMT). Lineage: Eukaryota; Metazoa; Chordata; Mammalia; Scandentia; Tupaiidae. The transcript has a single exon. Gene Ontology annotation, cellular component: cytoplasm; mitochondrion. The record is from RefSeq and is a predicted model, not a curated record. Gene Ontology annotation, molecular function: ferric iron binding; ferrous iron binding. Gene Ontology annotation, biological process: intracellular iron ion homeostasis; iron ion transport. The annotation marks the transcript as partial.
CCCGCAGCCGCCUCCUCCCAGGAGCCGCCCGGGCCCACCGCCUCCGCUUCCCGGGUGCGCCAGAACUUCCACCCGGACUCAGAGGCCGCCAUCAACCGCCAGAUCAACUUGGAGCUCCACGCGUCCUACGUGUACCUAUCCAUGGCCUAUUACUUCUCCCGCGAGGACGUGGCCUUGCACAACUUCGCCCGCUACUUCCUUCGCCAGGCCGGGGAGGAGACCCAGCACGCGGAGAGGCUGAUGAGGCUGCAGAACCAGCGCGGAGGCCGGAUCCGCCUGCAGGACAUCAGGAAGCCCGACCGCGACGACUGGGAGAGCGGGCUGCACGCCAUGCAGUGCGCCCUGCUCCUGGAAAGGGACGUGAACCAGGCCUUGCUGGAAUUGCACAGCCUGGCCUCCGACCGAGGGGACCCCCAUUUGUGCGACUUCCUGGAAACCCACUACCUGAACGAACAGGUGAAGUCUAUCAAGGAACUGGGGGACCACGUGCACAACCUGGAGAGGCUGGGGGCGCCACACUCCGGCCUAGCCGAGUACCUUUUUGACAAGCACACCCUGGGGAGUGAGGACGAGAACUAAGCGCAGGCUGCCUUCCCACUGCCCGGGGCACCUCAAACUCACCCCGUCGUUAUCUUGACUCCUCUGACGCUGUUCCACCAAUAAAGUGAUUUGUAGAGAAAAUAUAUUUCGCCCGUUUUAACAAGGGCUGUCUGGCAGCAUCAAGAUACUUACCCAUGGCCUAUUCCUUCUCCCGCGAGGACGUGGCUUUGAACAGCUUCCCCCGCUUCUUCCUUGCCGGAAUUGCACACUCUGGCCUCCGACCGAGGGAACCCCCCUUUGUGUGACUUCCUGGAAACCCACUACCCGAAGGAGCAGGUGAAGCCUAUCAAAGAACGAGGGGUCCACGUGUACAACCUGUUGAGGCUGGGAGCCCCUCAAAGGUAGCCCAGAAUAUCCUGGUAUAAAAGGACUGUGACAAAACUACUGAACCGAGCUGCCAGCUAGCUUUCCCCAGGUACCAAAUCCUACUGCAGACCAUCAGACACUAAAGCCAUUCUUUUCAAGACAUGAGCGGCUGAUGUGGGAAAAUAUGUCAGAUAAAUAUACAAAUACAUACAAGAUAAAGAGUGUGUAUAGAACUGUCAAAUGUAUACAUGCACAUCUUUGGGCAGUGUUUAUUUACCUUCUCCCAGUGUGUUCCAAAAAACAGUCAUGUCUGGAGAUGAUCUGCUUUUAAAAGAUUUUAUAAUCACAUAAAUUCAGGAUUCUCUGCGUAAAGUACGGGUGCUGGCCUGGGAAAGUCACAGCAGGUAUUAGCAUCUUAAGGGCUCUGGGAAGUCUCGCAAUUAAACAUAUCAA